Molecule: messenger RNA, 781 nt
Organism: Hibiscus syriacus
Lineage: Eukaryota; Viridiplantae; Streptophyta; Magnoliopsida; Malvales; Malvaceae
Product: calmodulin-7-like
Exons: 2
Coding region: 134-583 (149 amino acids)
Molecular function (GO): enzyme regulator activity; calcium ion binding
Source: RefSeq, a predicted model, not a curated record
UUGUGUUGGUCCCUUUAUACUUGCCCUUCCAUCCCCCUUUUUAAAUUUUCUUCAUCUAAAGAUUUUAUUCAACCUCGUAGCUCCCAAGCUCGCCAACGCCUUCGAAACAAACAACGAUUAAAGAGGAGAGACCAUGACAGAUCAGCUUACGGACGACCAGAUCUCUGAGUUCAAGGAGGCCUUUAGCCUCUUUGACAAGGAUGGAGAUGGUUGCAUUACUACCAAGGAGUUGGGGACUGUGAUGAGAUCACUUGGACAGAAUCCUACCGAGGCGGAACUUCAAGAUAUGAUUAAUGAAGUUGAUGCUGAUGGAAAUGGGACCAUUGAUUUUCCCGAAUUCCUUAACCUGAUGGCAAGGAAGAUGAAGGAUACUGAUUCUGAGGAGGAGCUUAAAGAAGCUUUCAGGGUGUUUGACAAGGACCAGAAUGGUUUCAUAUCUGCUGCUGAGCUUCGCCAUGUAAUGACAAAUCUCGGUGAGAAGCUUACAGACGAGGAAGUUGAUGAGAUGAUUCGUGAAGCUGACGUUGACGGUGAUGGACAGAUCAACUAUGAAGAGUUCGUCAAAGUUAUGAUGGCCAAGUAAGACCUCUCCAAUCAUAACCAAGAUCCAAUAAUGGGUAAAAAAAGGGAUCAGGGCAGAUAAGUCUGCUAAGAUUUCUCUUUAUAACUAUAGGACAUCUAUGUUUCCUGUCACUUAGCUUUUGUUGCUUUGCUGUCUGUUUCUUUGUUUGCAUUAUUUCAUGGACUGUACCAUAUAUCCUACUUGUUUGCUCUUGUGUUA